AUGGCACAAAAGAAGGCAAAAAAGAAUGGAAAGGGAGAAGUACCGAAGGACGCCGAAGAAGAUGAUGGUUGGACCAAGGUUACCUACCGUAAGGGAAGGAGCCAAACCCGCCGUGAUGUUCGUAGUGCUCCUCCAUCGAAUAGAAAGAAGACACCGGGACAUAAGAGCAAACCCCCACCACCCCAACGUCAACAGGAACAUAAGAAGGUUUAUGUGCCGGUAAAAAAACCACCUCCACCACCUAAUACGCACAUUAGAUUUCCGAGCCCAACACCAUCUUUUGAUGGGAUGGUUGAAGAUUGGGAGGAUAGAUUUGAGUGUGAGGAGGACAACCAAAGCCAACACCGAGAUGAAGAGCAAGAUCAAAACCAAGAAGGAACGUGCCUAGUGGGGGAGACCACGCCACCUGACCGUGUGCGCUCACCAUCGGCUAGGCACGCCUCGUCGGCUGGAUACUCAUACUCGGCAACUAGCACGCCCGCCUCGACACGGGUUGAGGCUUGCGCCUUGGCCAGAGUUGAGACACCCAUCUCGUCGCCUAGCAUCUCGGCGGGGGGCGAUUUGGUGGAUGUCCCGGCGCCUAGCGCCUCGGCAAACACCGCCUUCGUUGCCAUGAGUAAUGAUGACCCAUAG
Salvia miltiorrhiza (redroot sage) is the source of this 633-nucleotide messenger RNA. RefSeq lists its product as uncharacterized. Lineage: Eukaryota; Viridiplantae; Streptophyta; Magnoliopsida; Lamiales; Lamiaceae. The record is from RefSeq and is a predicted model, not a curated record. The transcript has a single exon. The coding region runs from base 1 to 633 and encodes 210 amino acids.